This is a messenger RNA of Triticum urartu, 1354 nucleotides long. RefSeq lists its product as uncharacterized. NCBI's taxonomy places the organism in Eukaryota, Viridiplantae, Streptophyta, Magnoliopsida, Poales, Poaceae. The record is from RefSeq and is a predicted model, not a curated record.
UUCCUUUCGUAAUCAUAUCAUCUGCUCCAGCACAAGUGGAGUGCCUACUUGGUUGUAAACCUCGAAUCACCUUGUUUCAAGAAAGUUCCUUGCGCGACUUGCGCGACCACCCGCUUUUCGCCCUCCAAGCAAGUCCGUGAACGACACGCCGGGAACACGUAGCUUGACCCGAUCGAGCUGCGCUGUUCCUCACAGGCUCCGAGGCCAGUAAGAUAAUCCAGAGAGCCUCCACACGCGGCGCGCCAUGGCGACCCGAGCACCAGAACGCGCCACGCAUGCCAUCCACCCGUCGCUUUAAGCUCCCCCCGCCCCCUGCACCGGAGACACCUCACUCUCUCACCCCCACUCUGCCGCUGCCACCUCGCAUCGCAAGCUCUCAACCGACCGACCAACGCCGAUGUCCGGCGGCGUGGGCCCGACGGCGGGGGGCGGCAUCGCGCUGCCGUCGAUGGGGCAGCCGCCGCCGCCGCUGCACCCUACGCCCACCUCGCCCACGGCGCGCCCGCACCACCACUACUACCUCUUCUCCAUCAAGCAGCUCAACACGCUGGGCGCCGCCGCCGUGCUCGCCUUCUCCACCACCGUGCCGCUCUCGGAGAUCGCCUUCGCCGUGCUGCUCCUCCCCUACCUCCUCCUCCUGGCGUCGCUCGCCUUCCCGCAGCGCCCCGGGAAGCCCGACCCGUCCGCGCCCGUCUUCCUCGGCCCCGCGCGCCUCCUCCUCGCCGCGCACACCGUCGGCGGCUUCCUCGUCGCCGCCGCGCUCCCGGCGCUCUACAUCCUCGACGGCCUCCGCUCCGGGGACACCACGGGCAUCGCCGCCGCGGCCCCGCACGCCUUCCUGCUCUCCGCGCAGGUGUUCACCGAGGGGCUAACCGCCGCCUUCCCGUGGCGGUUCUCGCUCCCCGUCCGGGCCGCCGUCCCCGUGAUGUACAGCGUCCGCAGGAUGUUCGCGGCCGGGGAGUGGCUCCGGCAGGAGAUGGAGGAGAAGCGCGGCGGCCCCGGCGUGGCGCAGCGGCGCGUGGUGGCCGGGAGGGUGCUCGCCCUGGCCAACAUGGCCUUCUGGGGCGCCAACCUCUUCGCCUUCCUCCUGCCCUUCUACCUGCCCAGGGCGCUCCAGAGGUACUACUGCGACGACGGCGUCGACCGCACGGCGCGCGCCCACGGCGACGCCGACGAAGACGAAGAUAAGAAGGAUUCCUAGAUAAUCCCAUGCCGUCGCGUGUGAUGGCUGCGUACGCCGCGGUGCAUGUUUUACUCCAGUAGUUUGUUGUUUUUCUCCCUUGCCCGAAUAUUUUCGCCAUGUAAAAUUUCUCAGCAGUAGAUGUCAGCGAAUGCAACUGGUAAACUGUAUGCA